Messenger RNA from Neodiprion fabricii, 4822 nucleotides. Its product is annotated as mediator of DNA damage checkpoint protein 1-like. NCBI's taxonomy places the organism in Eukaryota, Metazoa, Arthropoda, Insecta, Hymenoptera, Diprionidae. The coding region runs from base 280 to 4077 and encodes 1265 amino acids. The transcript has 4 exons. The record is from RefSeq and is a predicted model, not a curated record.
GAACGGCUGCCCGCAGCUCGACUAUAAACCAAACACAAAAUUCGAUACGUAUAAGAAAAAAAGAUUAUUCGCCAAAGUGCCCGCGUUUGAAUUUUUCAAAUCAUCGACGCGUUUCCGGUGGCGAAAAAAAAAUAGAAAAAGUUUUAUACAGGAGCGGCUGUUGGGUGACAGAUAUUAUUAUUGAGUGCGGAUUGUUUUUACUUUUCGUAUUACAGUGCCGCAAGAAAUUGUUUUCCGGUGAAAAAGACUGACCCGUAAAUGUUGCCGUGACACUUCAGGAUGUUUCUCGCACGAGUUUUCUUUGGUGCAUUGACGACAUGGAGCGCAAUCCAAGCGAUCACAGUACCGAUCGAUCGAACCGAUGUCCAGCUUUCCCCGACGCGAUCUUCGAUGAUCGCAAACGGAUGGCGUCCACUAACGGGAUACGAUAACAUCGGAACAAAUGUGUCACCGUCGAGUGGACUCGAAAGAAACUCGGCGCAUCGUCCGGUGCUGGGUAAGCUUCAGGAUCACUCACAGUCCUCGUCGUCUUCGUUGGACAAGCAGAAGCAGCAAGCGAACGGCCUGAACGUACAGGACUACAUCCCCCCCAGUAUCCUUGGAAGCUUCAGCGUCUUCGGCCACGCGGCAACGAAGGCGAGGACGAAGCCGAAGGAGCACAGUGGCCAUUCUACCUCGGGAACGACGCACUAUUCGUUCCUGGUACCGCCGCCGAGGGACGCGUACCGUUUCGAAGUGCAGGACCCGCACCGAAAGGCCAUCCUCCGGGACAACGAGGCCUUCCUGCGUCAGCCGACGUUCGUCUCGCAGAUUCACCAGGACGCGAACAGCUCGCCGUUCUUCUCCAAGGGUUCGGGAUUCGCUGCAACAUCGACGACCCAUUCGCCAGGGUUCCCGAAGAGCCGACCGUUCCUCGUCAGCGGUUUGAGCUCGGGAUUCGGUGUGCAGCAGAACGUCCACCCCCAGCGACAGUUCGAGGCCCAGAAGGCCUCCAACACCAAGUCGUACCUCCAACCUCCUGGUCUCGAGAGUCCGCAUGGAUUCGGCGUGGAGAACAAGAACUCGGAGACUGGCUUCAACCGGUUCCACACGCAGCCGCACAGCGGCCAGAUCCUGAACAGUGGCACCGGGAACUUCUUUAGUCAGGUUGACCACCCUCCACCCUUCAAGAGCAGCUACGAAAGGGACCCAUCUUUUCUGGUGCACGAAAGCCACGAGAUCAGCUACGUGACUCCGUCGUCGAUAUUCGGGAACAACUUCCGGCCCUCGCUUCCGUACGACAAUCUGGUACCACCGAACCUCUUCUCAUCGACAACCGCGCCGAAGAUAGAGUCGAACAAGUUCGCCGGUUCGCAGCAGUCCAGCCUCAGGAACGAGCAUUACAAGCAGUUCGAGCAGAGCAACAGCCCUCAGGAGUCACUCAUCAAGGCUCAGGGACUCUCCCACGGACUUCAGGCCGGCACUUACUUCAUUCAGGGCGAACAGUCGAGGCCUGCGGCUUCGUGGCCGCAGCAGAAGUCCAAGUUCACAACGGAGAUAAACGAGGUGUUACCCAGAAAGAAUCCACCUGCUAAGUUCAGGCCCGAAACCGUGAGGCCCAACGCCGUGUUCGGGUUGCAGUCCGAGCCGGAUCAGGUUAUCUUUAUCCGACCGAGCAUCCAGACGCAGUUUGAAAACCCUGUAACUUCGGGCCAGCCACCGCAGACGACGUCCUCACAGCCGGACUACGAGACUCCGGAGAGCAUCUCGCUGAAGCAUUUCAACGAGCAGCAGUUCCUGCUUCAGCAGCAGCUGGUCCAGCAGGAUAGGCAGAGGUUCCAAGAGGCGGAGCUCCAGCGACAGCGUAAACAGGAAGAGGAAGAGGCCGCGGCGAGGAAGCGGGAAGAGGAGAUCCGGCUGCAGAUCGAAGAGCAGGAGAAGGCGGCCGAGAGGAAGAAGCUCGCUGAGGAGGAACAGCGCCGACAAGAGGAACGCGAACGCCAAGAGAUCCAGGAGCAGACCGAGCUGCGGAAACAGCUGGAGGAGCGGGAACGAUCCAGACAGCAGUUCGAACGCGAAAAGCAGGCGCAGCUCGAGGAGCAGAAGCGGAUUCAGGAGCAGCAGUUCAACCUCGAGCAAGAAGCAUACAACCGACCGGUAUCGGUUCAGGACCAAGUCGCGUUCCAAGAGGUGAGCCAACACUCCAAGGAGAACUUCGAGGCCACCGUGGAACCUGACCAACCGCAGACCCAGGUCGAGCCGGAAGUCAGACCUUACAGGCCGAAGUUCCCGCAACGAGGAUCAUCGACCAGGAGACGCAGGCCGAUGACCCCGGCGACUUACGUCGCUCAGGCUACCGAGGCGUCCCUUCAGGAGGUCGUUGAAACAGCAACGCAGCAGUCGUCGGUUCAGUCAAUCGCGGAACCGGAAGUGGUCACAACCCAGACCGCCGUCACUCUACGACCGAGGAUUCGACGGCCUGGACAAACCCUGAGGAGACGUCGCCCCGUAACGACAACGACGACAACGCCGACCUCACCACAGCAGGAAACCGCUUCGAGUUACGUCCGAGAGUCGGAACCCUCCAGGCACCAGACAUUUGAAACUGAGUUUUCGAAGCGGAGGAGGGGUAGGCCGACUCAGACCACGACGACGAUCGAGGAAGCCGUAACCGAGCGGCACUUCAUCAGAAGACGACCCACUGGUCACAGGCAGAGAGUGAAUCCCGGGGAGCCGUUCGAGGCUGAGGUAGUGACGGAAAUAGUACGCCCGACGAGGAUCAUCUACAAGGACACGACCGAGUGGGAAAACUAUCCCGAGAGCUUCAAGAAGAAGGACUCGCAGGAAAUAGACACCUCCUCUUUACCUUCGCGCGAUAUUGGCGCCCAGGACAUGGAAGAGGGGGCCACCGAGGAUGCGGGUCAGGUGUUCGAAUUUUCUACCGAGGCUUUCGCGACCACCGAGGGAGUCACCCAGACGCGUCACGACGUCGAGACCAUCGUUCCGAUCGAGAAGCUGUUCGAGAAGCCGGCCGAAGAGAACCACGUCGAGCCUGCCACCACUUUCGAAGACGUCGUCGAAGAGCCGGCAACCACGACCACGACCACAACCACCACAACUACGACCACUACCACAACCGAGGCGCCCACCACGACCACGGAAUCGACCACGACGGCGAGACAGUCGCACAGGAUCCGACCACUCAAGUACGGAAAUUCGACGCGGCCGCGUUUCAGCAUCAAGGACUACAGGAGCAGGCUCGAUUACAAGAACAGACUGUCCCAGCUAUCGACGACCGAAGCUACGCCCGGGAGACGCCGAGUCAGUACCGAGAGACCGGAUCCAGAGUCGACCGUUCGACACAACAAGUACAACUCCAGGGUCGGCUACAAACCGACGACCUCGACGACACCCACGACGAGUCCAGAAGGCGUUGACGAAGAGCCAACUACCGUUACGGAGCGGACGAACCGUUUCACGCCGAAGCGAAAGCUCAACGCGAGUCUUUACCGCAGCAGGAUCAGCGGCAGCUUGAGCUUCGGCAAGUCUGGGCUCGAAGACGGUCGGCAGAGCACGACGAGACCGGAGAACAUCUACUCGUCGGCGAUCCGACGAGCCAGGCCGACAUUCGGGGUCAGGAAUCAGCCGGAAGAGACGACGGAAAUGACAGCCGAGGAGACGAGCUUCUACGCAUCCAUGACCACCAGGAAGCCGCAGGAGGCGGCGAUCAACGAGGUUAUGGUGAAGGAAGAGGAAGAGGAAGAGAAGGUGGAGGAGGAAGAGAAGGUGGAGGUUACGGAUCCAACGCCGACAAGGAGGAUGCAGGAGGAAGAUGAGCAACCCGAUGCCGAAAACGAACCGGGUUCCACCGUUCCCACGUCCACCGAAGGCAGCCGCGACGCCGAGGACGCUUUCAUAUCGCAGCGCAUUGCCAACUUGACGAGCUCGGCGUCCGAGCUUCACGAGCCCGGGAGAUUCAAAGCGGUAUCGCCGGCAACCGAGAGCAGAGUCAUCAGUCCGCAAUUCGCCAUCGCUACCGACGAGCCGACGCUUCCGAUUGAGGCUUUUUUUCAGGUUUUGAACAAGAAGGACGAAUAGAGUGAUUUUUCUAAGAGCUCUCACAAUAAGUUGAAAAUCAGAGCGUUGGUGGAUUCAUUCAUCGCCGAUUGAAUGUUGAAAUAAAAAAUUUAAAACACUGCAGUACCUUGUCCGAUAUUCUGUAAUACUGAGUUCGAUGUGAAACUUAGCAGUAUGAUAUUCUUGAUAUAUGUACGCGUCGUUGCACAUUAUUGGCAAUAUAAUUAAUUAUUAUAUGUAAAUGUAUAGUUUUACGUACGUAUUGUAUUGGAUUAAUUAUUUCAAGCAAGCGAAUAUUUUACCACAAUCCGAUUUAGUCUUAAUCAGAAUAUUUAUUUUCCUACACAGUAUAAUAUUACGCAUACCUGUAAAACUUUAUUAUCACCGCGCUAAUUUCAAAAUUUAUAUCAGACGAAAAAAGUUGACCCGAAGACCCGAAUGAACUUUUUCGUUGAGGUUGAACGAGCGCAAUAGUUUACACAAUUGUAAUUACGUUUAUACGUAAUAUAUUAUGUUAUGUAUAAUAAUUAUAUAUGUAUAUAUAUAUAUAUACACAUUAUGAUAUAUCGAUGUAUUUAAUCCUGCAUUGAAGUAUUUUUUAAAAGUAUUACCAUUUUACGUACCUAAUAAUGUUACUUAUUUAUGAAAAGAAGUAUCACGUUGGUUUACAUACAUGUCUAAAUAUAUUAUACAUGUAUAUUUACUAGACUGGGCCGGAAAAAAACGAAAUAUUUUUUUUUAAUGGUACUGUGAAAACAUUGUUCAU